AUGAUGUUCAAACCGCCGGCUGCCGAGGUGGAGGCGGCGGGCGGCGGGGGCGGCGCAAGCGGCAACGGGAGAGACUUCGCAGCGGACUCGCGACGGUUCUGCCGCAAGUGCAACGCGUACAAGCCCGUGCGCGCGCACCACUGCUCGAUCUGCCGCCGAUGCGUCGUCAAGAUGGACCACCAUUGCCCGUGGGUAAAUAACUGCGUCGGCAUCGGCAACCACAAGUUUUUCAUCCAGUUCAUUUCGUACGUGUUUGUCAUCUCCGUGUACGCCCUGCUUCUGGCGGGGUGGCGGUUCUGCGCGUGCCUCAAGAACAUCGGCGCUUGCCACUACUCCCCGGCGAAGGACAUGGCGGUGGUGUUUCUUGUGGUGGAGGUAGAUGGACAUGACUAUCUUCUUGUCCUGGCGGAGUCGGCCCCGAGGGUCUUCCAUAUGGAAGCGAUGCUGUUCGGGCUGUUCACCAUGUGCAUGGUGUGCGACCAGUGGGAAGUCGUGUCCACCAAUCAGACGCAGAUCGACCGCCUCAAGGGAGAAACGCACUCGCAGCCGGCUCUAGAGAUCAACGAGCUAUUCGGGGGCUCGUCGCGAAACGGUGGGCGGUUUCGCCUCGACUUCUUCCUUCCGACAAGAGUCUCCUUUCCGGCGGACAUCUGGGAGGAGGUCAUGGGCUACCGCUGCCAGGACGCGUGCGGGCUGGCGGCGGCGGCGGUGGCUAAGGUGUCCGGGGGAGCUCUGGGGGGGGCGGCGGCGGGGGGGCGGCGGGGGGGAGGGUCUGGGUCGGACGAUGAUGACUUGGACUCGAACGGCGACGUCGAGAUGGGCGAGUUCUAUUCAGGCGCGGACACUCAGCGGCUUUUGUCGAGGGGUAGGGGCGGGAGCGGUAGCGGGGUGGGGGGGAACGCGGAUAGCCGGAGUCUCGGCAGCAGCCCUCUCCGCGGGCAUGACAGCUCGUCCGGCUUGCUGCUCCCAGGAGCUGCUGUUAGCAGCAAUGGGGGAGGGUUGGGGGGCGGUCACGGCACUCCAUGACAUGGAGGGGGGAGGGGGGGGAGACUCUUCGACUGCUUUCAGUAGCGUAAUGAAGGUACUGGUCGUAACGAACAAGUUCGUGUUAUUGUUUUUUUUUUUUCUCGAUUUCUUGUGCGGAAGGGAGGGAGAAUGGGGCGGGGUUGGUUACUCUACAGCAGUUGAUUGUGGUUCACGAGCACCUCGUGAUGUGCCUUGUUCGUCCAAGCCACCAUUUUCGCAGGCGGGGGCUGCUACAGUAGUGCCCACCUGACCUUAUCUGCUGGCCCGCAGGAUGUCGCGCUUGAACGGUGUACGCUCCCCGAUGACGUAGUCACAGCUAGUAGUGUAAUUUUGUUCUCAUUUUGGUGUGUGUGGGUGUGGGGAUGGAUUUGCUGUGGUGUGGUCCGUUAUUUUUCUGGCAGCUUUGACCGACGGAUCUGUGUAAAUUUUACGUCGUAGUUGGCGAAGAGAACAACAAACUCGAAAGAGGUUUCUCGUUUUCGGUCUACAGUCUAUAUUUGAGAAGUUUUCCUCCGAUCCCCCCUUCCUUGUUCAUGAUUUUCGAUUUAAUGCUUUUGCCUUUUCCGGGAACCAUGUUUUCAUACAAGAUGGCGCGUGCAUUAUCCAGAAAGAUGCAAGGCUGCGUCGGUUGCUGGAGCUUUGCAUCAGGCUCCGAAGGCUUCACUUUGUUUUGGGAUAUGUCGGGGUUUAAAGAAAAGGGGUCCCACCUCCUCUACCCAACGUCUGGCUGUGGAAGGACGAAUGAAUCCCUCUCUUUCCACGCGAUGGGAGAGCUGCCUGGUGUUGGUGGAAGAGGACCCGGGGUGACUUUCCGCCACAUGUCCCAAAAAAUGGGAAAGGAUACGGUGGGGGACGGGGGACAGACAACAUAUUAGAUAGAUGCGUUCGAACUCGUGGACCCACCAGUUCGAUAUCGUCGUGUGACCACUACACAAUAAUCACGCGCAGGAGAUUGUGAAGGGAGUGAAACGUGUCGCCGCCAAUCGGCCAGGUUCCGGUUACCCCUUAAGUAGAGCGUUCUUCUUGCCUACGUGGAAAAUACGCAAAGAGGGAGACCGAUUUGCAGGAUGGUCCUGCAACGAAAAGCUGCAAGAUGGAAAACGCCUCCAGAACUUACCCCCCACAAACCCAGAACCUGGCAGCGAACCAAGGCAGCAGUGGCCACUCAUACGCCACACUUGGUGAAGUACUUCGGGAACAUCUACGCUCGAACCAAGGCGAAACUUCUGUUCAAAAUGGAAGAUGGUUCGAUCCAGGUUGUUCUUUCACAGGGCGGAGUUCAACAAGGCUGCAAAUUGGGAGGGUUCGGCUUCUGUGUAGGACUCCUUGAUGUCAUGAAAUAGUUCAACAACAAGCCACCAGUGCCAGGAGUCAAACUCAUCGGAUACGUCGACAACCUCCAAGCACAUCUUCCACCAGGUUUGGCUAGGAACAUGCAGGUCAUAUCCACUGCUGUAACGAAUUGGAUUCAGGAACGUCUUUCCCAAAAAGGGAUUGAGCUCAGUCUCCCGAAAUCCAAAGUGCUUUUCCCGGAAGGUCUUUGCAUGUCCUCUUUGACAAACGACGAACAGCAACAAUUGACGAAAAUUGGUCUGUCAGUUGCUGAAGGUGGCAUGCCAGUUGUCGGGAUCCCAGUAGGAACAGAGGAGUUCCAGAGGAAUUUCGUUUCCAAAAUCGCCCGUGGUGACCCGGCGGAAUUGAUACUCCGCCUAGCAACGCUUGACGACCCUCAAGCCAGCUAUCAACUGCUGCGUUUAUCUGGUGUGCCACGUUUGUUCCAUCUGCUGAGGACGAUUGCACCGUCUAUCACCAACUCUGCCGCAAAAAUACAUGACAACAUGAUGAUGUGGGCAAUGAGUAAGAUCGUCCUUGGCAAGAUGGCCGACAGCAUGAGAAUACCAACGGUCAAAGAGGUACGCGCAGACCCGACGAAGAGCGAGGAGGUAGAUUUCUUCAAAGGGACAGCUCGGGCGCAGGUGCACCUACCCAUGCGAGAAGGAGGACUAGGAAUCACGAGCAAUGUUCUCAUUCGAGAAUCGGCUUUUGUGGCAGGGCAAGCGCUGGUGUUCUCCAAGUCAGUGCAAGCAUCGACAGGAUACACAGUUGAGCAAUGUCUACCCCGGCUUGCCCAGCUACCGACAGGAUUGGCUCUGAUUGACUCGCUGAAGAAGCUAGAGGAAAUCAUCACCAAAGAGAAGCUUGAAAAAGCUGUUGGGCAGUCAUGGGCUAAACUUGCCACAAGUGAUGAGUUAACCCCCGCCCUCAAAGGAGUUUACUUGUUGGAAGCAGGGAAGGCGGGAAAACCCCGUGAAGAUGGAAACCCUGACGUAGAACAUCAACCACCGUCUACCUUCAGCCGAAAUGAAUUUGGUCAACACUACCAAGUCUUUGGAGCCCAAGCUCUCCUUUCGAAACCUCUUCAUGCAGCAGUGCGCCACAUGGUGGAGACAGACUUGCAGAAAGUAGUAGGCGAGGAAACGCCAAAGAAGAGGGCGUUGAUCCGCUUGGAGGAAGCGAAAGGCAAGGGAGUUUUGUCGUGGUUGACAACGCAAGGGUUGUCAGCAGAUGAAAGAAUGCUGCCUGAUCUAUAUCGAGAGUCAAUCGGUCGUGUACUGGGGAGUCACGAUCGAGCAGACUGCAACACAGGCAAACUUUGUGGUGCAGGUGCAUUGUUACCAUGCAAGGACCGCUUGAGCCGAGCCCACUCCCUCGUCUGCACCAAGACCGGCGCCUCAACCUUCCUCCAUAACAGGAUGGUUCGAGUGGUCCUCAAGACACUGCGCGAGUGCCAUAUGCCCAUCGCCGUUGAGGAUUCUUCCCCUUUUACCACAGGCACUGGUAGGGGAAAGGGGCUAUACAAGAUGGAUUUGGUAAUCCCCCCAGGAUUACACGCAGGAGAGAAGGAAGAGGACCUCUGCACCAAGUCCAUUCUGAUCGACGUAACAAUCGUCAACCCAUCAGCAGGUCGAAGCAUCGACAAGUCGAUCCUUAAGCCAGGAUCAGCCCUCGAAGAUCGAGCUGCAAGUAAGGCAAAUCACUAUGCGGGAACUUUCAACCCGUCUAGAUCUACCCUCCUUACUGCUGCUUUUUCAACGAAUGGUGGUCUUGGCAAAGGCACCAAUCGACUCAUCGUUGCUAUCGCCAACCACUUGGCGCACGAAGCUUUUUGCCGGGGGAAUUUUGAAGACGAAAGAGCCUUAGUUCGCCUGAAAACGUUUCAUACUAA
Messenger RNA from Ectocarpus sp. CCAP 1310/34, 4252 nucleotides. The record is from the annotation of a GenBank genome assembly. Lineage: Eukaryota; Phaeophyceae; Ectocarpales; Ectocarpaceae.